Sycon ciliatum is the source of this 1264-nucleotide messenger RNA. RefSeq names its product putative mitogen-activated protein kinase kinase kinase 7-like. Lineage: Eukaryota; Metazoa; Porifera; Calcarea; Leucosolenida; Sycettidae. Gene Ontology annotation, cellular component: cytoplasm. The transcript is spliced from 2 exons. The record is from RefSeq and is a predicted model, not a curated record. Gene Ontology annotation, molecular function: protein kinase activity; ATP binding. Gene Ontology annotation, biological process: signal transduction; protein phosphorylation. Bases 49 to 366 code for a protein of 105 amino acids.
GUCUCCACAAACCAUGGAGAGACGUAUCAGCGCUAUUCGGCAUCAGUGAUGACUCGCGGCGUGGGGACUCUCCGCUGGAAGUCACCGGAGUCAGUACGUGGCGAGCAUUACAAUGAGAAAGCCGAUAUCUACAGCUAUGGCGUUGUGCUUUGGGAGAUCUUCACCAGGCAAACGCCAUACGGACAUCUGAAGCGUGAGACUGACGUGGAGAAGGCAAUAGAGAAUGGUCACCAGCUGCCUAUUCCACCCGCUAUGCCCUAUGACUAUCGUCAUCUGGUCGAGGCCUGCUUGAGACCAAAAGCGGCCAACCGUCCGUGCUUCAGUGAUAUCCUCCAUGACCUGGAAGUUCAACAAGUGAAUGCUUGACCAUGUUAUCUCUCAGUACAGCGCAGUGCGUAACACUGCCCCUGCUUUUAGUCACAAAGAAAUGUUGCAUGCCCUUUCUGGCUGGUGCAGCUCGUCUGCCCGUGACUGGGCUCGAGACUUUUAUCUGGUCGAUUCCCGUCCAUGUCGGCGAGACGGUUUCAAUGCCUUCUCCCUCAUCUGCCACAGUUUCCUAGGGUUCACAGUCAUAUUACUCCACUUUUAUCUAGCAUGAGCAUAGAUUCCCUCGUCAGUGUACCCUAUAGUGGUGGAAUGACUCUAUUUGCUGACAAUUCCAAUCUUCUCUGCUGCUCCGUGCCUGACGCGUCCAGAUCGAUACACACUGCAUCCCUCCAAUCUGAUCUGGCCCGCUGUCUGCCCUGGUCUAGUGACAUCUCGGCUGUACCCCCACUAUGUGUUAUCACCUUUGCCCCAACCACAGCUACUUCUGGGACCGUUUCCAUGAACAGCGAUCCCUAUCUACCAUUAUAUCCGUGUCCUAUUAUCCUCCACUUUGAAUUUUCUGAUCAUAUUGUUGCCUUUUAAAUUUCGUUCUCUUGUUUUUCUCCUUCGGAAUAUGUCGCAUUUCCUCCCACUUUCCACUAUCAGUGUCACAAGUUUAUACAAGUGUUAUGUCCGACCCCUCCUGGAGAAUGCCAUGCCGGUUUGGAAGUACUCGAUGAGUAGAAGUUUUGCUUCCAUACUCGAUCAACUUCAAGCCACGGCCGCUGGGUCAAACUUGUCCUGCGUUUUAAAAGUCCAUAAAUCGCUGCACUCUCUUCUGCAAAUCCUCCUACUUGUACUCUCAAUUUUUACACUCCUUUGAAAGCUAUGAUGUCAAGAGGUGUGGCACGUCCAAGCUACAUGUAGCCUUUCUGCGCCUGUUACUACAAUUAUGGCC